Exophiala dermatitidis NIH/UT8656 is the source of this 921-nucleotide messenger RNA. RefSeq lists its product as uncharacterized. The transcript is spliced from 2 exons. Bases 1 to 921 code for a protein of 306 amino acids. Lineage: Eukaryota; Fungi; Ascomycota; Eurotiomycetes; Chaetothyriales; Herpotrichiellaceae. The record is from RefSeq and is a predicted model, not a curated record.
AUGGGCGCGUCGAAAGCCUCUUCCUCCGCUGCGGCGGCGGCGCAGUUCGCGACACUCGCACCGCGUAUAAAGAACAUCUCAGAGGCCACGAUCCGCAAGAAAUGGAAGCCAUUGCCGGCGGGGUCUCAAGACAAAGUCCGCCAAAUUCUGUUCAAUCUCAAGACGAAGAGGGCCGGUGCCAGCAGUUCCCGAAGAAUUGCGACUGUCGGCAGCAUGAGGCAGGCACGGGCAAAGAGACCUGGUUCCAAUACCCAAGUGCGAGAGGAGGAGUACGAAAAGGCAGUUGAAGAGGUUGCGGAUAGACUCCUCUCCCGUCUUCCGCGCAUGCCAUUCCCUCCAACAGGCGCGAGCAGCAAGGCUGACGAGUCCCCGUUCGACCUUUUUGCAGCGCUCCACCGCAUUUCGGCCCUACAAGCCCAAUUGACAGUGAACAGGCAGUCGGCGCAUCUCCUGCGCAUGCAGAUCAGACGCGAGCAACAAGCCCUGCGGCGCGACAAGGCAGAGCUGGCUGGGCUCCAAGAUGCUGUGAAACGUAGCCAGAGGUUACGCCGGAAAAGAGAGACGGGACUCCAUCCGCUGGCACGGACGGCGAAGCAGGGACAUGAUCACGAUGAGAUCGAGAGGCCGAACUCCGUCACUGGUAUAGCUGUCCGUGGUGCUACCAGUACGGGGCCUGACUAUGACGUCGGUGUCUCUACAUCGGCCUCAGGGUCAGCGUUGACUAUAGAUGAGGAAGACGAGCCGGAGCUGGGGCCGCUGCUGAAGCAAUUGCGCAGUCAUCUCCACAGCAUGCGGAACAACACCGCAAGUCUGAAUCCGGUAUUGGCUGCCAUGGACGAGGCAAAAUGUGCCUUGGACCGGUUCGCUGUCACUUCAUUCGACCGAGAGACACUGAUGCGUCUCUCUGGGAUUGUGAGUUGA